Molecule: messenger RNA, 1323 nt
Organism: Mizuhopecten yessoensis (Yesso scallop)
Lineage: Eukaryota; Metazoa; Mollusca; Bivalvia; Pectinida; Pectinidae
Exons: 1
Coding region: 1-1323 (440 amino acids)
Molecular function (GO): zinc ion binding
Source: RefSeq, a predicted model, not a curated record
AUGGCAGCAAAAUGUACUUCUCAUAAAACUAAGGUGGCAGCAAUGUUUUGUGAAUCCUGCAAGGAAAAAAUAUGUCAGGGAUGUAGUAUUCAUGAACAGCAUACACAGAUACCACUGAUGGACAUUCGUGAAGCGUUUGCCAAUUUAUGUUCUGAACACCAGUUUAUUAAUAAUAACAUCAAAUCAUUGGAAAGAAAGGCAAAGGAAAGCGUGACUUCUUGUAUUAAAACAGUCCAAGAUGCCGGUGACGAAAUGGUAAAAACGCUUGCAAAUGUUCGUAUGAAUGAGGUAGAAAUAACGAAAAAAAUUCAAAAAAUCGAAAACGGAAGUGAUCCGAUCGAAGAAAAAUACCUGCAGGCAAAGAAGCUGAGAAAAACUGAAAGUAAAUAUUCACAAUCUCAGCGUCUUGUGUUUAUUCAGUCACAGAAUGACUUGGGUAUCAUACAUGUACCUAAAAUGAUUGGCCGAGUUGAAUGGGUAGCUGAAGAUCAAGAACUUGUGGAACUUUGUUCGUUCAGGACUUCGAAAAGCAGUUUCAUCAAGUCGAUCUGUCCUGUUAACUCGUCGAAGGCAUGGGUACUGCAUUACACGGACAAAGCAAUAUAUCUCGUGGAUUGCAACGGUCAAAUUCUUGAAGAACGGAAUUUGGGGGAGCGCAUUGAAGACUUCUGCCUGACAACUAGUGGUGAAGUAUUAUUCACAUCCUGGAAUGGUUUCGAGUUAAAAAAGCAUACAAAGGACAACAGAGUGAUUUCUUUGUUCACAUUUGAAGAAUGUUAUACCACAAGAGGUCUUUGCUUCAAAGGUGAAGAUGUCAUGGUGUGCCUCUGCUCGUCAAACCCUCAGAAACCAACUAUGUUGGCAAAGAUGUCUAUCGCAGACGAAACAGCUACAAAACUUGAUUACUCUGCAAAACAUGGCUUUAUGGAACCUGGUCGGGUGAACUGUACUAUCGGUGAUACCAUCGCUGUCAUCGACUGGUGCGAUACUGGACGAUUCCUGAAGGGCGUCGACGGAUAUGGAAAAUGUCUGUGGACUUGGAAGGGAGAAAUGAAAACAGGGCCGGAAAUGUCUCCAUUCAAACCCUAUGACGUGUUGAUCUGCAACAUUAACGGCGAGAAAAGAUUUCUCGUCACGCUCAAAGGUCCCGAUUGGAACAAAAUUUGUUCUUUAGAUAUAAAUGGAGGAGCGGCAAAGUGCAUCUACACAGGAGAAACAGAUUCUUGUGAUGGCGCCAUAGCAGCAGAUCAGGAAGGCAACAUCUGGAUAGGUGAUCAAAAAGGUAGAGUUCACAUCAUGAAGGCUGUAAAAAGUAAGGGAUAA